Messenger RNA from Metschnikowia bicuspidata var. bicuspidata NRRL YB-4993, 1368 nucleotides. RefSeq names its product Mts1p (gene MTS1). Lineage: Eukaryota; Fungi; Ascomycota; Pichiomycetes; Serinales; Metschnikowiaceae. The transcript has a single exon. The coding region runs from base 1 to 1368 and encodes 455 amino acids. The record is from RefSeq and is a predicted model, not a curated record. Gene Ontology annotation, biological process: cellular response to biotic stimulus.
AUGGCGGGAUUCUUGGUGUUGAUUCCCCUUUUCGUCACGCGCAAACUCGGCUUGGGCUUCAAGACCUGGCUCUUUUUUGCCGUGGUGUUGGCGUUGCCCAUCAUGAUGGCGUACUGGACACUCUUGUCGUCAUUCUCGCCACGGCUCAACGAGAAGGUCCGGUUGCCCGGCAAGCCCGUGGCGCACUACUUGGAGUUCCACACGCCCGAGUUGAAGGCUAAAUACGAGACCAGCAACAACGGCCAGGGCACCAAGAUCCCCAUGGAGACGUUCCACGAGUUGUACUUCGACAACAAGGUGUCGUUCCGCGGCGACUGCUUGGACGUGUUGGAGUACAGACACGACUGGGCCACGUUCCGCUUCACGUUGUCGCUCUUCCGCUUCUUCUUGUUCGGCAUGAUCCCCGAGGUCAUCAUGCACUCCAAGUCGCAGGACGAGGAGCAGGUGCGCGACCACUACGACCGCGGAGACGACUUUUACACGUGGUUCUUGGGCCCCCGCAUGAUCUACACGUCCGGCUGCAUCAGCGACAUCUCCAAGGAGGAGUCCUUGGAGCAGUUGCAGGACAACAAGUUGAACGUCGUGGCGCUGAAGAUCCAGUUGGCCAAGGGCGACCACGUCUUGGACUUGGGCUGCGGCUGGGGCACCUGGGCCACCUUUUCCUCCUCGCAGUUUGGCGCCAAGGUCACCGGUGUCACCUUGGGCCGGAACCAGACCAAGUGGGGCACCGAGCUCAUGAAGAAGUACGGCGUCGAGGACGGCCAGUCCAGAAUCGUCUGCUGCGACUACAGAGACACGCCCCGGUCCGAGAAGCCCUCGGGCAAGUACGACAAGAUCACCUGUCUCGAGAUGGCCGAGCACGUGGGCAUCCGCAGAUUCGGCGCGUUCUUGGAGCAGGUCUACGAGGCCUUGGAGGACGACGGCGUGUUCUUCUUGCAGUACGCCGGCUUGAGGAAGUCGUGGCAGUACGAGGACUUGAUCUGGGGCUUGUUCAUGAACAAGUACAUCUUCCCCGGUGCGGACGCCUCCACGCCAUUGGCGUUUGUCAUUUCUGCGUUGGAGAGCGCGGGCUUCGAGAUCGUCACCAUCGACAACAUCGGCGUCUCCUACUCCGCCACCUUGUGGAGAUGGUACAGAAACUGGAUGGGCAACAAGGACAAGGCCAUCAACAAGUACGGCGUCAAGUGGUUCAGAAUCUGGGAGUACUUCUUGGCCUCCUCCACAAUCACCUCCAGACAGUCGGGCGCCACGUGCUACCAAUUUGUCUUGAGAAAGAACAUCAACUCGUACCAGAGAAUCAACUACGUGCCCACCAUGGCUGGCAUCACCACGCCCUCCAAGGACGGCAUCAAGUGGGCCAAGGAGUAA